CGCGUCUGCGGGAACAUAUCAUCCAGAGAGGGCGAGAGGAGGAGAGGGGCGUGGCCGCCGAGACUUCUGACUCUGGGAUGCUGAUAGCUUAGCAACAGCGAGCAGGAAGGAGGAGGCGGGAGACAAUGGCGGGUUACUGGGCAGGAUGCUGCAGCUUUGUCUGAGGAGGAGCUGCUCUGUCUCUGAGGCACCACUGGCCAUUCAGAGGAUGUAUGUCCCCAAAUCUUUACGGCUGCUUCCACAGACAGUGAUCGACAAACUUCCUUACGUUUACGUGAGGGGGGCCAAAUCCGGCCCCUGGAGUCCCUUCAUGUGGGGAGGGAAACCUGAAGGUUGAUGUAGAGCGCUGUGUUUAUCCACCUCCACUUUCAUGUUUCCUAUUCGUGUUUAGUGUUUGUUUACUCUCCUAUCAGCCACUCCAGUUCCCUUGGCAGUUGCCUCUUCUUCCUCGCUGUUCACUACUCACGACAGUGAGGUACUGACGGAGCUCUUAUGUCUGCGACGCCCUCUGGUGUCCCAGCGGUUUCCCAGGUGCAACGCGUGAUUCCCAGCAUGGCGGCCCAGGAGCCGUCCCCCCCGUCGUCCAUGGAGAGCAACAAGCCCGGAUACAACAAGAAGAUUCUGGGCAACAAGCUGGAGGACAAACAUCUGUGCAACUGCUGCCACAACAUCCUCAGGCGACCCGUCCAGGCCCAGUGUGGACACCGGUUCUGCUCCUACUGCUUCAACCGCACCGUCAGUAACGGACCUCAGAAAUGCGGCGCCUGCAUCAAGGAGGACAUUUUUGAAGAGCCCACGUCCAUCCUGAAGCAAGGCUGUGCCUUCCCCGACAACGCCGUGAGGAGAGAAGUGGAGAGUCUCUCGGCCGCCUGCGUCAACGAGAGCUGCUCGUGGACGGGAAGCAUCAAGGAGUUCGAGCAAACCCACGAAGGCAAGUGCGAGUUCUUGAUCAUCCCGUGCCCGUCCUGCAAGGAGCGGAUCCGCUUCAGCGAGCAGGAGCGCCACAAUGAGCGCGAGUGCCCGGAGAGGACGCUGAACUGCAAGUACUGCAAGGAGCCGUUCCACUUCAAGAACAUCAAGGCGCAUGACGAGAUCUGCCCCAAGUACCCCAUGAUCUGUGAGGGCUGCGCCAAGAAGAAGAUCCCAAGAGAGAAGUACGUGGACCACAUCAAAUUCUGCAGCAAGUUCAGGACGCCGUGUCGCUUCCACGUGGUCGGCUGUGACAUGUCUGUGGAGAAGGAGAAGAUCCACGACCACGAGCGCGCCUUCGCCUACGAGCACCUGAACCUCCUGCUGCACUACAUUAUGGGCAUGAAGGUGAGCAUGGAGGGUCUGCAGCCGCAGGGUCUGGAGGUCGCUGGGCACAAGCUGGUGGAGCUGCAGCAGUCGCUCCGGGAGCUGGAGGCCCGAGUGUCCCAGCUCAGCUCCUCCUCCUCCUCCUGCGGGCCUCCCGUGCAGGGAGCCUCCACCUCCUCCUCCUCUUCGUCAAAUCCAGGAGCUCCAGGGCCUCCCGCCUCGGCCCCUCUCCCGCCGCCGCCCGCUCUGGCGCCGACGCUCUCCGUGUCCACCUCCUUCACCCCUCUGCCCAGCUCUGUGGGGGCAGCGCUGGAGCUGCAGCUCCACAGCGAAAAGACCAAGGUGGCGGAGCUGGGCCGCAGGUGCACCGAGCUGGAGGUGAAGUCAGGGACCUUCGAGAACGUGGUGUGCGUGCUGAACAGAGAGGUGGAGCGCUUUGCCACCACCAUGGAGGCCAGCAACCGCCAGCACAAGCUGGACCAGGACAAGAUCGAGGCACUGAGCAACAAGGUGCGGCAGCUGGAGAGGACGGUGGGGCUGAAGGACCUGACGGUGGCCGAGAUGGAGGGUCGACUCCGAGAGAUGUCGGCCACCACGUUCGACGGCGUCUUUGUCUGGAGGAUUUCUGACUUUGCCAAAAAGAGGCAGGACGCCAUCGCGGGGCGAGCUCCAGCCAUGUUCUCCCCAGCCUUCUACACCAGUAAAUACGGCUACAAGAUGUGUCUGCGAAUCUACCUGAACGGCGAUGGCACGGGGCGCGGCAGCCACCUGUCGCUGUUCUUCGUUGUGAUGAGAGGACUCAGCGAUGCCUUGCUCAAGUGGCCCUUCAACCAAAAGGUGACACUGAUGCUGCUGGACCAGAGCAACCGGGAGCACAUCAUUGACGCCUUCCGCCCCGACGUCACCUCCUCGUCCUUCCAGAGGCCGGUCAGCGAGAUGAACAUUGCCAGCGGCUGCCCUCUCUUCUGCCCGCUCUCCAAACUCGAUGCCAAAAACUCGUACAUACGAGACGACACCAUCUUCAUCAAGGCCAUCGUGGAUCUCACAGGCCUCUAGAGAAGUGAAGUGGUCUUCCUCCAGUGAUGGGAGAAUGUCGGUCUCUUUAAGAGUGUCGCGGGGGAGUGCUGCCGAUGUGGUACUGGCGGUCUGCUGGUGGCGGUCAUCGCCAUUCGGUGCUAAAUGAUUGUAGGCAAAUGACUCGCACCACGGUUCCCAAACACACAUCCGUCUCUGAGGUGCGGCCUCCAGCGGAGGCGUGCGUCGACAGUCCGAGCUGAGUUUCGGAGGACCGUACUGGAGUGUAGAUAGCUAGCAAGAGUCUUGACACGUACGAAGGAAGCCGGCAGUAGACUUAUGGUAAACGGCGACUCGAGACUUUCCCGCUUUGUUUCCUGCAGAUUGUGGAUAUUGUGAGCUUCUCGAUUCCAGUGGAGUGAAUUUUGCAUAGACAAACGUGGAGUUCUGUUCCGAAUAAGAUUAUAGGCGUUUCAUUUGCGCAUGCUGCUAGUCUGUUCUGGCCGAGCUUCACGAAGGGUCUGUUGUUAGUCGUAGUGAGUUAGCCAUCCGUGAUGGUGGACAUUGCCUGCAUGUGUAUUUUGGAACCAGGCUAUUAUUCUACGUGUCAAGUGCCGUGUGUUCGUUCCCAUUUGGGUCGGUGGUUCUGAUCGGUGGUUUGGUACAUCUGUGGAAGAUAACAGUGGAGUUACCGGGCAGCCUGCCAGUCAAGCCUGAGGGCCAAGCCUCCACAUGUGGUCUCUGACCAGCGCAUGCGGAGCGUCCGUCAGCGUUUGCUCUCCAGCUCACAUCUCAACACAUAGUACCGUGCCCACCGCAGGUUCACCGCCGCAGUAGACUGAAUGUUCUCGUGUUGUGAUUCUGCUGCUCCGCCCCGAGUCCCCGCCCCCUGUGUCCGUGUCGCAGAGGAGGUAGACGUGCGACGAGGAGAGAUUAGUCCUCGACCUUUUCGGAAAGUGGACGGUGAUAUUCUGAAGAGUCAUUGUUUACAUUGUUGACAUAUCGCUACAUUUACGUGGACAGCAGGUUUCCAAUGAGAGUUAUGGAAGAGUGACGAAACAUUUAAUGGCGCGGUUGUUUUUUUUGUUUAGCUAGCUAUGCUAUCCCCCUCUCGUUGGAAAAACCUCGAUUACUGAAGAAAAAAAAUGUUGGUCAUUGGGAACAAAAAGCAAAAUAGGCUCUUCAAACUUGAUCGACCCUUCUGUCAGACAGAUGAACAUUCGCCAUUCGUCUCUUGGCUGUUAACAAUCAGUAAAGAUAACCAGACAAACUGCGAUAGUGGACCUUCAGGUUCCAAUGACUACGAGAGGGGGAAAGCAACAAUUGUCGAAAACACCAAAGUGAAAGAAAAAAAUGACUUACGUGAAGACAAACUCCAUUCCUCGUCACCAUUCUGAAGAGAUCUGAACAUUUUCUGUAACGUGGUCCGACGAGCGUUGUGACUGGUUCUCUGCUGUCCACGCAACUCUUCCCUCUGUUUUUUAGCGCUCGCCAAUUUUUACCACAAUCCUCCACUAGCGAUCGCUACACACUUAGCAUCUUAGCAUGCAUGCUGAGGUGUCGGCGGUUCCCACUGGCCCGUUGGCGAAACGGUCCGGACCUGUAUUGGACCCUCUCUGUGCAUGGGAGGCUUCAAUCCAAACCCUGGAGAGCGACGGCGUCUGGUUCCCUCUGGGCCGCCUCCGGCGCUUUAUUAGUUUGGGUGUAACUCGCUAGAAUAUUAUUAUUAUUAUUAUUAUAUAUCUGGCACUAGCUCUGCUUGCUGCCUAGUUUCAUAACAACUUAUUCAUAUGACUCUUUGAUAUGAUAAUGAAGUAUUCUAUAUAAUGCGCUAGUAGAGCUAUAUAAUAAGCGAUAGUAUUUCACGAUACCUAAAUACUUUGAUACCCUAAUUCCGGAUUUCCGUUAGUCCGAAGGUUUGGGCCGGCCAGAGGAAGCUGACCGCCAUCAUUCGUGCAAUAUCAGAUUCUUUUCACAGUCUUAAACAGACCGGACUCCUCCGGCCCGAAGCUACUUCAGAGUUUUUAUCGAAAAAUAAAAGAACCCGAAAAAUGAAGCAUGAGUUUUCGUAGAAACGCACGAAAGUCUUUGUGCCAAACGUUACCUCCGUAUUUUGUUGUGCAAGAAAAAAGUUGCCAAAUAUGUUUGAUGUCCUGCUGCUGUUUGUAAAUGUGGAGUUAAGUGAGAGGCUGCAGUCGAUCGGAGCACUCUGUCCGGUCUGGUCCUGGCUCACUCAGGAGCUCUGCCGUCCGUAGGAGGCUCGGAGAAGAGCACGUCAUUCCUGGAGCUUCAGGUGAAACCGACACAAGACCUGGGAAUGUUCCCUUUGUGAUUUCUCUAGAGUUUCAGAACAUUCUGUUGCAAAUCUAAAAUGCUAGGUUCUGGAGCGCUAGCUCGUCGCUAUAAAGUCGCUGGUGUCAUUCGCAGCUAAUUCCAGUCACAGGUUUUGUGUUUUAAAAAAGUGAAUCGCGACAAAAGCUUUGCUCUUCAGUUCUUCUUCAGCACUGCUCUUCUAAAAAAACGCAAGUCCCAUGACUCCUUUUCAUGAAAAGUUUUCCUAAUCGGUUCACCAUGCGAUACUCCCGCUGCCUGACUCGCGAAGCUAAUGCCGUUUAUCGUAGACAGUAGACCUUUUUUCUGACACUUGCAACAACCAAAAUCUGCCACGAUCUGAUGUGUGUGACAGUUUGACGGUGGGAUAUCGACGCAGCUGAGUGACGUGGUUCAGUAGCCGACAGUGACUCACGUUUUUUUAAACAUCCUAGCUAUGUUAGCUUGUGGAACUAUUGCGAGAGUUGUCCAUCCGUUCCAUGUUUCACAAGAUUCUUUUUCUUCAUUCAUUUACACAUGGGAAUAAUGUCGAGUUAUUUUUGUACUAAAGUGUGAGGAGGUGUUUCCGAUCAACCGCGAACAGUUACGAUGCUCUGGAGAAAACUCGGAUUGGUAGCGCUUCUGUGGAGAAUAUGGCACUGCUGCUCCGAUAAACUGUUGAUGUGAAGGCACCUUUUUGAGUCUGAACUGCACAGUUUUAGUGAAUGUAACGAAGCUGAGUUGUCCUGUGACGUGACGUACUGAUGCUUUUGUAUCUUUAUUGAUGACUUUACUGGUGGACCAGGGUCGUGGUGAGAGCCAUAAAUACUCACAUGUUGGUGGUCGAUGUUUUACGUUGAAACAAGCUGCAGUGAUAAACUGCU
Synchiropus splendidus (mandarinfish) is the source of this 5504-nucleotide messenger RNA. Its product is annotated as TNF receptor-associated factor 2-like. Gene Ontology annotation, molecular function: ubiquitin protein ligase binding; tumor necrosis factor receptor binding; zinc ion binding. Gene Ontology annotation, biological process: tumor necrosis factor-mediated signaling pathway; regulation of apoptotic process; protein K63-linked ubiquitination. NCBI's taxonomy places the organism in Eukaryota, Metazoa, Chordata, Actinopteri, Syngnathiformes, Callionymidae. The transcript is spliced from 10 exons. Gene Ontology annotation, cellular component: cytosol; cytoplasmic side of plasma membrane; plasma membrane signaling receptor complex. Bases 493 to 2352 code for a protein of 619 amino acids. The record is from RefSeq and is a predicted model, not a curated record.